Molecule: messenger RNA, 141 nt
Organism: Chondrus crispus (carragheen)
Lineage: Eukaryota; Rhodophyta; Florideophyceae; Gigartinales; Gigartinaceae
Exons: 1
Coding region: 1-141 (46 amino acids)
Source: RefSeq, a predicted model, not a curated record
AUGACUUGCUAUGUAGGACUGAACUUUCACUUCCUAUUGGUGAUUUACUAUUGUUUGUAUGAGAGUAUAACGAUCUUUUAUGGUCGUAUUGUAGUUCCUCGCAAUUUGGUUUAUGUGAGCGAACUGGGUUGGGUAGUAUAA